Molecule: messenger RNA, 1035 nt
Organism: Drosophila suzukii
Lineage: Eukaryota; Metazoa; Arthropoda; Insecta; Diptera; Drosophilidae
Gene: obst-E
Product: obstructor-E
Cellular component (GO): extracellular region
Molecular function (GO): chitin binding
Source: RefSeq, a predicted model, not a curated record
UCUAGCGCAAAACAGUCGAAAUUGUCAGCUCGUUGGCAGAGCAUCGCAGUAGCUCUCCUUUAGUUUAACUUUUAGUGCCCACUGGGACCAUAUUUGGAUCCACAAACCUACCGAGGACUUUACACAACAUUUAACAUGGCUAAAAUAUUGAUCAGUGCUUUAUUGUGCGUUGCCAUGUUUGGCUCGAUGGCUGCCGCCGCCGCCGGAGGAUGCCGGGAGGCGAAUGGAACUGCUCCGGUGUCGGGAUCCUGCGACGCCUACAUCGAGUGCAAGAACGGAGUGGCUGAGGAGAAGCUGUGCCCCGACGGCCUGCUGUACAACGAGAAGUCGACGGGCUAUCCCUGCGGCUAUCCCAUCGAUGUGGAAUGUACCCAGGCCCAGAGUCGUCUGCAGGCCCCCCAGCCCACGGAGGAUUGCCCCCACCAGUUUGGAUACUAUCGCAUGGGCGAUGCCAGUCACUGUGGACAGUUCAUGAACUGCGCCGCCGGCAAGGGAUUCGUCUUCGAUUGCCCCGUGGGUCUGGCCUGGAAUCCGGCCACCUACAAGUGCGAUUGGCCCGAUCAGGUGGAGGAUUGCGAUGCCGAGGCCUUCCUGGGUUUCCGCUGCCCGGCACUGACUCCCAAAUCCGCACUGUUGGGCGAGCAGGAGGAGGACUACACCUUCCAUCCGUCGCCGGACAACUGCCAAGUGUACUUCAUCUGCAUCGAGGGACGUCCCCGGCGCAUCGGUUGUGGCGAGGAUCAGGCCUUUAACCAGGAGCUGAAGCAGUGCGACGACAUCGAGAAUGUGCCCAACUGCAGCAGUGACAUCCGCGAGAAGGGUGCCCAGAUCAAGGCCGCUCGUCUUCAUGCCAAGAAGCACUAGGAACCAGGAACCAAGUCAGAAGGAAGCGAUCGCCCGUCCAGUUAUGGAUUCCCAUGCAAACAUGGCCAUUUGGCAUUAAGUUGCUCGAGUUUUCUAGUCUGUAGUUAAAGAUUUUUGGCAAACUGAUUGUUGACAUUUUGCUCGUCGUAAUAAAAAAAAGAAAAAAACACA